Molecule: messenger RNA, 750 nt
Organism: Prunus armeniaca (apricot)
Lineage: Eukaryota; Viridiplantae; Streptophyta; Magnoliopsida; Rosales; Rosaceae
Source: the annotation of a GenBank genome assembly
AUGACCCACCUCUUCUUGGCAGAUUGCAACUGGAGAUUAGCAGAAGCUGCAAGUGCAAUUGAUUGUGGUGAUUGCUUCAAAUCAUUGAGCAUGUCGUCCCUAAGGAAUGCUAUUAGCAGGCGGGCUCGCAAGGAACGAGCUCAACCGGAAUCGAGGAAAAAAUUUGGGCUUCUUGAAAAGCACAAGGACUAUGUUGAGCGUGCAAAAGCAUAUCACAAGAAGGAGGAGACUUUACUGAGACUGAAGGAGAAAGCGGCCUUUAGAAACCCAGAUGAGUUCUACUUCAAGAUGAUCAAGACUCGAACUGUUGAUGGAGUCCAUAAAUUAGAGAAUCAGGCAAACAAGUACACUCCAGAAGAGCUCUUACUUAUGAAGACCCAAGAUAUUGGAUACAUAAUUCAGAAAGUUCAGAGUGAGAAAAAGAAAAUUGAAAAGUUGACUGCGACACUCCACUCUCUUGAUAAUCGGCCUUCAAGUAGACACGUUUACUUUGCUGAAGACAGUACGUUAAUUGACCUGAAAGAGGAUAAGCGAAUCUUAUUGGUCACAAUGUGCAGGAAAACAACUGCUUCCUACAGAGAGCUAGAAGCAAGGAGGAAUAGAGUCAAUGAGUUGGAGAAAAUCUAUACGGAUAUGGCAAUGCAGAAGGAAUUACAGAAAAAGGGUAGAAAACGCAAACUACGGGAAGAUGAGAUUGUCUGCCCAACGUCCAAACCUGUAUUCAAGUGGCGGGCUGAGCGUAAGCGUUGA